CGUGUCUUCCAGAUAAAAAGUAAAAAAAAACUCGUUAAAUAGCCGAUAAUUUCGCCAAUUACUGUCUUGGUGAGUACUGGACAUGUACUGGACUGAUAAUCACGAAUUAAUUGAAACGAUAAUAUAAAGAAUUUUUAACGUUUAUCGCUAUUAACAAUAACAAAACGAACUGGGGGAUCUUGCUUCCUUCAUAUAAGAAUGGGAUUGUUAAUAUUUGAUUUAAUAUCUUCUAAAGUUUUAAUCAUAGCGGUUCUAUGUAGGGUAUGAAAAUAUUAGCGUGCGGAAUAAAUGUAUUUUUAUUGAAUUUAAAACAGUUUUACAAUUUAGCCAUCACGAUGGAAGUAAACGGUAAGAUGCCUACGAAAUACACAAACGGCCAUGUAGAACGUAUCCCCGUGCCUCUAGAAUGUCCACCACACGAAGAAUAUCAGUAUUUAAAUCAUAUUAAAUAUAUUCUGGACAAAGGCGUUAAACGGCCAGAUAGAACCGGUGUAGGUACUUAUGCUGUUUUUGGAGCUCAGAUGCGUUAUUCCCUAAGAGACAAUGUUUUUCCACUUCUCACGACCAAAAGGGUCUUUUGGCGAGGUGUUGUGGAGGAGCUGCUUUGGUUUAUCAAAGGAAGUACCGACGUGCAAGAGUUGAAAGAUAAAAACGUGCACAUAUGGGAUGCUAACAGUACGAGAGAAUUCCUGGAUUCCAUAGGAUUAAAGGAUAGGGAGGAGGGCGAUUUGGGUCCCAUUUAUGGGUUUCAGUGGAGGCAUUACGGGGCAGAGUAUAAAGGUAUGCACGCCAAUUACCGAAACAAAGGUAUAGAUCAAUUAGCCCAUGUUAUCAAUACAAUUAAGACAAAUCCGAGUGAUAGAAGAAUGAUUAUGUGCGCGUGGAAUCCUGUAGAUAUUCCAGAAAUGGCAUUACCACCUUGUCAUUGUCUAGCACAGUUUUAUGUGGCUAAUGGGGAACUGUCGUGUCAAUUGUAUCAAAGAGCUGCAGAUAUGGGAUUGGGAGUGCCUUUUAAUAUUGCCAGCUAUGCCUUGUUUACCUAUAUGAUAGCUCAUAUUACUAACUUGAAGCCGGGAGAGUUUGUACAUACCUUGGGUGAUAGUCAUGUCUACCUGAAUCACGUUGAUGCCUUGAAGGAGCAGCUGACUAGGGAACCACGGCCUUUUCCUACUUUGAGAAUUAAGAGGAAAGUUGAAAACAUCGAGGAUUUUACAUUUGAAGAUUUCGAAUUGAGUGGAUACAAUCCUCAUCCCAAACUAAACAUGACGAUGGCUGUUUAAAUUUUAUAAAUUUAAUUUUUGUACUUAAUCUAUUAUUUUUAAGUUUAUAUGAAAUGUAUUUUUUAAAAUUAAGUUUUAAGAUUUUUUGAAAAUCUGUUACUUCUGGAUAUAACUGUAAUUUAUUUUAUAUAGAGCUUGUAAUAAAAUAAUAAACUUCUUUUUUAAGAUGACUGA
Molecule: messenger RNA, 1454 nt
Organism: Sitophilus oryzae (rice weevil)
Lineage: Eukaryota; Metazoa; Arthropoda; Insecta; Coleoptera; Curculionidae
Product: thymidylate synthase
Exons: 3
Coding region: 264-1280 (338 amino acids)
Biological process (GO): dTMP biosynthetic process
Cellular component (GO): mitochondrion; cytosol
Molecular function (GO): thymidylate synthase activity
Source: RefSeq, a predicted model, not a curated record